Molecule: messenger RNA, 1381 nt
Organism: Chenopodium quinoa (quinoa)
Lineage: Eukaryota; Viridiplantae; Streptophyta; Magnoliopsida; Caryophyllales; Amaranthaceae
Product: thaumatin-like protein 1b
Exons: 3
Coding region: 211-1125 (304 amino acids)
Biological process (GO): defense response
Cellular component (GO): extracellular region
Source: RefSeq, a predicted model, not a curated record
AAGUUUUAAUUUUUUUUUUUUUUUUUCAUAUAGUUUUUUAUAUUCUGUUUAUGAACUAACUUUCCUAGUGGACAAUUUGCCAUAACUUAUAAUAAUUUAUAAGAUAUGAAUAUAAUUAAAAUAACAGAUUUUGUUGAAUAAUUUUUUGGUAUAUAAGUUUUCUUCAUUCUCCUCAAAUUUCUUUUAUUUAGCUCUUUUAACUCUUCUAUUAUGACUAUGUUUCAAUAUUAUCAAUCCAUAUUGUUCCUCUUCAUACACUUCUUAGGAAUGAGUUUAGCAGCCAAGUUCACGUUUGUCAACCAAUGCACCUACACCAUAUGGCCCGCCACGCUCACCGGCGCCGGCACCCCUGAACUCCCUGCUUCCGCUACCGGUUUUUCUCUUCUCCCUGGAGCCACCAAUGUCCUUAAUAUCCCAGCGUCGUGGUCGGGCCGGAUGUGGGCCCGCACCCUUUGCACCGCGAACUCAGCCGGUGGGAACUUUUCGUGUGCAACGGCCGAUUGUGGGAGCGGGUCGGUGGAGUGCUCCGGGUCGGGUGCCCGCCCACCCGCCACCCUCGCCGAGUUUACUCUGAACGGGUCGGGUGGGAUGGACUUUUAUGAUGUUAGCCUUGUAGACGGGUACAACCUACCCAUGAUGGUUCGGCCCGUGGGUGGGUCGGGUAAUUGUUCGUCCACGGGCUGCAUGGUGGACCUAAAUGGGUCAUGCCCAACAGAGCUCCAAGUUGUAACUAGCACAUAUGGGUCAAACGUUGAAGAGGUUGCAUGUAAGAGUGCGUGUGAGGCAUUUGGCGACGCACAAUACUGUUGUAGCGGACCCAAUGCAACGCCGGAUACAUGCAAGCCGAGCAAGUACUCAGAGUUCUUCAAGGCAGCUUGCCCAAGUGCUUAUAGCUAUGCAUAUGAUGAUGCGACUAGCACUUUUACUUGCAAUGGUGCUGAUUAUGUCAUCACAUUUUGUCCUACUACAACUACCACUGGUAAAUCAAGUGGGACCCAGUCACCAAAUCCAUCAGCAAUCGCACCAGAUUAUUAUCUCAUGGACUCAUCAAGCAACUAUUUGAUUCAAUCAUCAAUUGUAGGACUACUAAUAACAAUGAUUAUUUGGCUGUCAUUAUAUCAAUAAUUAUGGGCCUAUAAGUAAAUGAACCUCAAAUUAAGGUUGCAAAACUUGUCCAGAAAGCCCAAUAAAUUGAUGGUUAGCAUUUUUGAUUGAUUUAUGUUAUGGGCUUAUGGUAAUGGGAUGAGGCCCAAAGUUUAGCUGCAAAUUUAAAAGUAAACAAUGUAACAUAGAUCGAAUUAAUUUGUGCUGUCAAAGAAAAUUUUGAAUAUUGAAAUCUUUUAAUUAUUCAUUUUUGCUAGAAAAAACCCUUGAAAUUAAG